ACAGUCAGGAAGCUGUGACGCAAGGCGGAGCCCGGGCUCAGGUGCCCACCCGCAGGACAAGGACUUCCUCUGUGGUCCUUCCACCAAAACAUCUGGGCUCCUCCACCUCCCCAAGCCCAAAUGGCCAUGCAGGUCAAACACUGGCUCUGAAGUGGGCAGGGCCCCCAUGGAGGAUGGCCAUUGGAGCUCAGGCAGCGUCCCCGCCGGCACCUGCCUCUUUGUGCAGUGGCAAUCAGGGACCUCGGUAAUGAGCUGAACUCACAGUGCAGUUACGAGGGCAAAUAUGCUCCUUGAGGGCCAGCGAAACUCAGUGGCCCGAGGAAGGCUACUUAUGUCCAUUUCAUAGCCGGCUGCGAAUUUAGGAAAACAGACUUUGCUUCUCGUCACUCAGCCCACGUGACCAGGUUCGGACACAGUCUGCAGCUGCCCGGCUCGCACCCCCACUCUGCAGUGCGGUAUGUGGGGAGCUCAGGGCACAGCAGGCCAGGCCUCCCUGUGGACGUCCAGGAACCAGAACCAAACUGCCCAGGGCCCCAAAGGGGAAGACGUCUCAGCAGACAGACAGCCGAGGCUCACACGGCAAGCUCUGGCAGCCUGUCGAUCCCAGGAGAGAGGGGCAGGUGGCAGACAGGAAGAGAAACCACCUGCUGGGAUGCUGAGACUUGCUCGCAGGAGCUUUCGGAACUGGCUGAGGUCAGCUGGGACCAAUGUGGCCAGCUGGAGUCUGCACAGCCCGAGUUUCUACCCCGGGGUCCCAGUAACUCCGCCCGAAUGUGCACACGAGACCCAUGAGGAGGCACAACUUUCCAGAACCCCCUUUUCUUCCACCAGCCACUUACUAAUCCAAGAACCCACCCUCGAACCUUCCCUAAUAGAAACACUGCAUUAAAGCCAGCACGGGGAGACAGACAUGAACUGCGCCCCUGUCCCUUGUGGGUUGGCCUAGAAUAAAAGCUUUUCUUUUCUCAAAAA
Messenger RNA from Symphalangus syndactylus (siamang), 972 nucleotides. RefSeq lists its product as uncharacterized. NCBI's taxonomy places the organism in Eukaryota, Metazoa, Chordata, Mammalia, Primates, Hylobatidae. The record is from RefSeq and is a predicted model, not a curated record.